Anneissia japonica is the source of this 784-nucleotide messenger RNA. RefSeq names its product multidrug resistance-associated protein 4-like. The annotation marks the transcript as partial. Gene Ontology annotation, molecular function: ATP binding; ATPase-coupled transmembrane transporter activity; ATP hydrolysis activity. The transcript is spliced from 5 exons. Lineage: Eukaryota; Metazoa; Echinodermata; Crinoidea; Comatulida; Comatulidae. Gene Ontology annotation, cellular component: plasma membrane. The record is from RefSeq and is a predicted model, not a curated record. Gene Ontology annotation, biological process: transmembrane transport.
GUUGGUAUUGCCGGCAGAACUGGUGCUGGGAAAAGUUCUUUGAUGACAGCUCUGUUACGCUUGGCUGAACCCACAGGUAAGGUCAUGAUAGAUGGUGUUCUAAUCAGUGACCUUGGACUGCAUGACCUUCGAAAGAGUAUUUCAAUAAUACCCCAGGACCCGGUUUUAUUCAGUGGAUGCCUUCGGAGAAACUUAGAUCCUUUUGGAGAGCACAAUGAAAUUCAGCUGUGGAGAGCAUUAGAAGAGGUUCAACUUAAAUCAACGGUUUCAGAGUUGCCUGAAAAACUAGGAGCACCUGUUUCAGAAGGCGGGAGCAAUUUUAGCGUAGGUCAACGGCAACUUCUGUGUUUAGCUCGAGCUCUGCUCCGUCACACUCGUAUCUUGAUUGUGGAUGAAGCCACCGCUAAUGUGGAUAUCAAAACCGAUCAGCUUAUUCAGGCAACAAUUCGUGAGAAGUUUAAACACUGUACUGUGUUGACAAUUGCCCAUAGACUGAACACCAUUAUGGACUCGGAUCGCAUCUUGAUCCUCGAUCAAGGAAAAAUUGCUGAGUUUGAUGAGCCAUUCGUCCUGCUUCAGAAAGAAGAUGGACUUCUUACAAAAAUGGUGUCAGAAAGUGGACGGGCAGAAGCUGUUAAAUUAAUAGCUAUUGCCAGAGAACAGUAUUAUAACAAUUCAAGUGAUCCGUACGGAUUCAGUGAUAAGAACAUUCCAUCAUCACCACUUGAAAAACUUAUACCUAAAGGUGUUAUCAAUCUCACUAUUGAAACUAAUUUAUGAUAAC